Molecule: messenger RNA, 1381 nt
Organism: Patiria miniata (bat star)
Lineage: Eukaryota; Metazoa; Echinodermata; Asteroidea; Valvatida; Asterinidae
Product: lactose-binding lectin l-2-like
Exons: 1
Coding region: 199-1002 (267 amino acids)
Source: RefSeq, a predicted model, not a curated record
UUGUAGCCAUGGCAACGGACUGAAACACUGUACACGAGUGUGUGGCUCAUCGCCCUUAUUGCUUGCCGCCGCUCGGAGUUGUCAUUUCGAGCCAGCCAGUCAUUCUCGCCGUUUCACAGCCAAGUCCGAUCUCAGAAAUAUUGACACUUUGUAAACUUGAGUAACUGAAAAGCGAAGGUUUCGAAUUGUCCGCUCAUCAUGGCGUUUAUGUCCGAGUUCUUUGCCAUUGUGGUUGCCGUUUUAUCGAUGAGGGCCCUCUCUGAGUCAGAUUUCUGCCCCUCUCGGUCCCCUGUCAAAUCCUCUUGCCCGCCAGAGUGGCAACUGUGGGGGAGCGCGUGCUAUCGCCUCACUUCCUCAACGUAUUAUUGGGUUGACGCCAAGACAGCUUGCCAAGACGUGGGAGGCAAGAUGGCCGCUCCUCGCUCGCUCGAGGAACUGAACUUCAUGGUGGACUUGGCACGAAAGGUGGACAGUGAAUACUGGGCCUGGAUUGCUUGCAAUGACAGAGAUGUUGAAGGAACUUGGGAGUGUGACGGUCAGGAGGGAGGCGAGCCCUUCUUGGUAUGGGAUGAUGGAGAACCAAAUGAUGGUGGUCUAUUUGACAAUCAAGAUUGUGUUGCAAUAGCCGCACGGCACAAUCACAGGAUGGAUGAUGGUCGCUGUGAUGGUUCAAACAGGGCAUUUUGUGUUCGUCAUGCAGCUUGUGCUCAUCUCUCAACCCAACCCCGUCAAUACUGCGUCUCUACCGACACCCACGGCCGCAUUCUCAACUCAACCUGCCUCCUCGACCACAACAUCCGGGAGUUUAUCACCAAGGGCGUGGUCGCCUGUGGCUCAGCCUGCGCCAAGGAGCCCGGAUGCCGCUCCUUCAACAUCAAGAAAACCGAAGGAGGGAAGAAGAUAUGCCAGCUGAACAACAGCACAAGCUCCGAAGAUAAGGACAAGUUUCAGAAGACUGAUUAUUUCUGUACUAUGUACGGAGAAGAAAUGUGCUCUGACUAGUCGUUACAAUAAUAGAACAAUUUCAGAGAUGCACUCUACGAACUUGUGAAUUCGGAUUUGGUCUUAGAUGAUGAAACAUUCGCGAGACACUUGUCCUUAAUAUUUAGAUCACGUGGCAACUAUUUCAUUUUCUUUCGUUCUGAAGAGAAACAAAAGCUUUGGAUGUACUUUGAAGUAAAGAAGAUGAAUGUUUUGCUCUUUUGCGAACAAGAAAAGGAUUAGAUUAAAAACGUUUUGAACUGAUGAAAAUCGUUUGAUUUUUGUUCACAGAUUACAUAACAAUUUGAAACGCUAAUGCAUUGUACAUUCGCAAGUAGUGCUUAGUUUUUGCAAUGUUUGUAUUUGUCAAAACAGCAACAAAAAUAUAAGAUCGAUUUUA